This is a messenger RNA of Fraxinus pennsylvanica, 1494 nucleotides long. The record is from the annotation of a GenBank genome assembly. Lineage: Eukaryota; Viridiplantae; Streptophyta; Magnoliopsida; Lamiales; Oleaceae.
AUGGCAAACUCAAGCACCACUGGUCAUCGAGACAUGUCUACUGCCGUUCUUAUUAGGGUUGAUCAGUCUGGCGAAGGAGACUUUACAAAAAUACAGGAUGCUAUUGACUCCGUUCCAUCGAACAAUUCAGCGUUAGUUUUUAUCUGGGUCAAGCCUGGAACAUACAGAGAAAAGAUUGUUGUGCCUGCUGAUAAGCCCUUCAUUACAUUGAGUGGAACUCUUGCCUCGACCACUGUGAUAACUUGGAAUGACGGUGGAGAUGUACUUUCUGACUCACCAACAGUCAAAGUAUCAGCUUCCGAUUUUGUUGGACGAUAUUUAACAUUUCAGAUUUUUUGCUGUUUGAUCAUGGCAAACUCAAGCACCACUGGUCAUCGAGACAUGUCUACUGCCAUUCUUAUUAGGGUUGAUCAGUCUGGCAAAGGAGACUUUACAAAAAUACAGGAUGCUAUUGACUCCGUUCCAUCGAACAAUUCAGCGUUAGUUUUUAUCUGGGUCAAGCCUGGAACAUACAGAGAAAAGAUUGUUGUGCCUGCUGAUAAGCCCUUCAUUACAUUGAGUGGAACUCUUGCCUCGACCACUAUUAUAACUUGGAAUGAUGGUGGAGAUGUACUUUCUGGCUCACCAACAGUCAAAGUAUCAGCUUCCGAUUUUGUUGGACGAUAUUUAACAUUUCAGAAUACAUAUGGAAAAAAAGGCAAAGGUGUUGCAUUGAGUGUUACUGGAGAUAGAGCUGCAUUCUAUGGUUGCAGAAUCCUCUCCUAUCAAGAUACUCUACUAGAUGAUGCAGGUCGACACUACUACAAAAAUUGUUACAUCGAAGGAGCUACUGAUUUCAUAUUUGGAAAUGCGGCCUCUCUUUUCGAAAAUACAUAUGGAAAAAAAGGCAAAGGUGUUGCAUUGAGUGUUACUGGAGAUAGAGUUGCAUUCUAUGGUUGCAGAAUCCUCUCCUAUCAAGAUACUCUACUAGAUGAUGCAGGUCGACACUACUACAAAAAUUGUUACAUCGAAGGAGCUACUGAUUUCAUAUUUGGAAAUGCAGCCUCUCUUUUCGAAAGGUGCCGUCUUCAUUCAAUUUCGGGCGGAAAUGGAGCCAUCACUGCACAAAAAAGAGAGUUUCCAACUGAGAAUACUGGCUUUGUGUUCUUAGGUUGUAAAAUAACUGGAAAUGGAAAUGGAAGCGCUCUACUCGGAAGACCAUGGGGUUCCUAUUCGAGGGUCGUGUUUGCCCUGUCAUACAUGUCUAGUGUUGUACAGUCGGAAGGAUGGAAUGAUUGGGGAGACCAAAACAAGCAAAGUUCAGUAUAUUAUGGUGAAUACAAGUGUUACGGUCCGGGGGCUAAUAGAGCAAAAAGGGUAAAUUGGUCACAUAAUUUAUCAAAUGAGGAGGCUUCUCUAUUCCUGAACAAGAACAUGAUUGGAGGGAGAGGUUGGCUAAGACCCGCACCAACUCGGUUUAAAAGGGGCUCAACCAUCCUUAAGAAACCAAAUUGA